This is a messenger RNA of Fopius arisanus, 1880 nucleotides long. Its product is annotated as trehalase-like. The record is from RefSeq and is a predicted model, not a curated record. Gene Ontology annotation, molecular function: alpha,alpha-trehalase activity. Gene Ontology annotation, biological process: trehalose catabolic process. NCBI's taxonomy places the organism in Eukaryota, Metazoa, Arthropoda, Insecta, Hymenoptera, Braconidae. The coding region runs from base 1 to 1725 and encodes 574 amino acids. The transcript has 9 exons.
AUGUGGCUUGAUCACUUGUUGACCUUUUUCCUUCUUCAUGUGAGCGACGUCGCCGCCAGCAUCGGGUCAGGAAAAUUGAAGACGGACCUCUGCAACAGUCCGAUUUACUGUCACAGUUUGCUGUUAAAAACUGUACAGCUUGCGAAUAUAUUCCCGGAUAGCAAAACUUUCGUAGACAUGUAUCUGCUCAAUGCUCCGAACAAAACAUUGGAGAGUUUCGACGAGUUGAUGUCGGCAACAGGUGGUAAGCCGAAUAAAAUCCAAGUGGCCCUCUUCGUUAGUGAGAACUUUGCCAAGAAAAAUGAACUGAUUCCGUGGGUACCGCCGGACUGGAAGAGCAGACCCAGUAUCUUGGAGAAAAUCAGGGAUGAGGUGGUGAGGGAGUGGAUCCUCAAGCUCAAUUUCAUCUGGAGGAAUCUGUCGAGGAUUGUACAUCCGGAUGUCAUCAAAUAUCCAGAAAGACACAGUCUCAUUCCCGUUAAUAAUGGAUUCAUCGUACCCGGUGGACGUUUCAGGGAAUUUUAUUACUGGGACACGUAUUGGGUUGUCGAGGGUCUCCUUCUUUCUGGCAUGGAAAAAACAGCGAAAGGAAUGCUUGAGAAUUUGUUGUCAAUGGUGGAGGCGUACGGUUUCGUCCCCAACGGAGGAAGGAUUUAUUAUUUGAUGAGAAGCCAGCCCCCACUGCUCAUUCCCAUGGUGAAAAAAUACGUCGACUCGACUAACGAUACAACAUUUAUAUCCAAAAACUUGCCACUUCUGGAGAGAGAAUUUAAAUAUUUUCAUAACGAAAAGAGUGUGAGUGUUAUUAAAGGGCGUAAAAUUUAUAGAAUGGCCCAUUACGUCGUUACCAGCGAGGGACCUAGACCUGAGAGUUACUGGGAGGACUACGAGGAGGCGCAAAAGCACGUUAAACACGUCGACGAGGAGAGAUUUUAUGCUGAAAUAAAGGCGGGGGCUGAGAGUGGAUGGGAUUUUUCUGCACGUUGGUUCAUUUCAGAGGGAUCGGCAUUUGGAAAUCUCUCUGAUAUAUCCACCCGAAAUAUUGUUCCCGUCGAUCUCAAUGCGUUUCUACAGCGAAACGCGAGAAUUCUCGCUGAUUUUCACAGAAUGGAAGGAAAUUCCCCGCGGGUAAAAUUUUAUGAAGACAUCGCCAGGACGUAUCAGCGCGGUAUUGAUCACGUACUGUGGAAUGAGGAUGAAGGUAUUUGGUUGGAUUACGACAUGAAAAAUGCACGACCGAGAGAUAUCUUCUAUCCGACCAAUUUGACGCCUUUAUACACCGAGAGCUUUAAUAGAACUCACCGAGAAAUUUAUGCAAAAAGGGCAGUGGAAUAUCUGAGGCGCCAGCGGAUUGGGGAAUUUAUGGGGGGUACACCAGCAUCGCUGGAUGAAACGGGACAACAGUGGGAUGCACCCAAUGCUUGGCCACCUCUUCAAUCCAUUAUAGUCCAGGGCCUCAGGAACACCCGAGUUCAUUCCGCUAUGAGUGUUGCUAAGGAGCUUGCGACCAGGUGGCUCAGAGCAAUGUACAUCGGCUUUCAUAAAUAUGGCCACAUGUUUGAAAAGUAUGAUGCGAGGGAACCGGGAAAAUUUGGAGCUGGAGGGGAAUACACAUGCCAACAGGGCUUCGGAUGGACCAACGGAGUGGUUUUUGAAUUUAUCGAUAAUUAUCCCAAUGUCACUGCCAAUGAGCUGCUCUGCAAUUCCUGCACGACUGACUUCUGAUCAAUUCCAAUGUGCACUCGUUUUCAAAUAAAAUAACAAUCCGCUGUAUUUAAUAUUUAAUUGUAAUUAGCUUCAUGUGAUUAACUGAUUCAUUCAGAGGUAUUUAUUCCUGUAUUUACAAUGAUUUCGUAAAUAUUAAAUGACGCAUUUAAUGA